AUGAUUGCUGUGUUAGAACCUUUCUCUGACAACAAUAAUAUCAACAUGUUUAAAAGUAUGCUCGCCAUGGAUCAUGCUGUUAGCAAUAUCAAUGGAAAAAUUUGGCUCUUUUGGAAUUCUGAUAUUUCUUGUUCUGUAUUAGAAGCUGAUGAUCAGCAGGUUACCUGUGAAAUCAGCCACACUGAAAUUCAAGGUAAUUAUAUCAAGACCUUUGUGUAUGCCAAAUGCAAGGAUUAUCUCAGGAAACCACUUUGGGACAGAUUACUUCACAUUGCGGAUACUAGAGAUACCACCCCUUGGUGUACAGUUGGUGAUUUUAAUGUCAUAACAGACAUUGAUGAAAAACUAGGUGUUAUUCCUUACAAUAUGAGAAAAAGUCUUGAGUUCAUUGGAGUUAUAGAAGCUUGUGGACUCAUGGAUUUGGGCUUCAAUGGACCUAAGUUUACUUGGUCCAAUCAGAGGGGUAUCAACUUCAGAAUUUGGAAGAGAUUGGACAGGGCAAUGGUUAAUGAUAAUUGGCUACAAAACAUGCCUCAUACUUGUAUCACCCACCUCCCUUCUGUGGGGUCUGACCAUUGUCCAUUACUUAUGGAAAUGAAUGCCAGGCCAGACAGUUGCAUCAAAUAUUUCAGAUUCCUGAACUGUUGGGUUGAACAACCCUCGUUUGAGGAGACAGUCGUUGACUGCUGGAACAGACCUGUCGAAGGAAAUGCUAUGUGGACUUUCCACCAGAAAAUGAAGAGAUUGGCGACCACUCUUAGUGCUUGGUCCAAAAUGAAAUUUGGAGACAUUUAUGCUAAGAUUAAGGAGUUUGAAGAACGAGUCAAGAUAGCAGAAGACAACCUCCUUCAGAACAACACUGAGGAAAAUAGAGAAGACCUUCAUAGUAUUAAUGCUGAUUAUAUUAAAUACAUGAAGCUUGAAGACUCUAUCCUUAAACAAAAAUCUCAACUACAUUGGUUCAAAGAAGGUGAUGGCAAUUCCAAAUACUUCCAUGCUUUGAUCAGAGGAAGAAGAAGAAGAUUAUUUGUCCACAAAAUCCUCAAUGAGAAUGAUGAAUGGAUUCAAGGAGAUGAUCAGAUUGCUCAGACUGCUUGUGACUACUUUCAUCACAUUUUCACAGGUGAGGAAAAAUUGAUUGAUGAAAUUCCUAUGCAAUGCAUUCCAAGAAUGGUCAGCCAAGAACAUAACGACAGCUUGAAAAGAAUCCCUUCCAUGGAGGAACUCAAGGAAGUGGUUUAUUCCAUGAGCCCCAACUCAGCUGCUGGACCAGAUGGUAUGAAUGGGUACUUCUUUCAGAAGUGUUGGCAUAUUAUCAAGAAUGAUUUGAUGGCUGUGAUUCUGGCAUUUUUCAGUGGCCAGAUGAUUCCCAAAUACUUUUCACAUUCUUGUCUUAUUCUCCUUCCCAAGGUUAAGAACCCUAACAGACUCAAUGAAUUUCGACCCAUUAGUUUGAGUAACUUCAUCACCAAGAUUAUUUCCAAGCUCUUAUGCCUCAGAUUAACUCCUAUAUUACCUAGUUUGAUCUCUCCUAAUCAAUCAGGUUUUGUAAAGGGUAGAAGCAUAUCUGAGAACAUUAUGUUAGCUCAAGAAAUUAUUCAUCAAAUUAAGAAACCUACUAUUGGUAGCAAUGUUGUGAUCAAGCUUGAUAUGGCAAAAGCCUAUGACAGGGUUUCAUGGUCAUACACUUGUUUGAUUUUGAGGAAAAUGGGUUUUGAAGAAGUUUUCAUUGACAUGAUAUGGAGAGUUAUGGCCAACAAUUGGUAUUCUAUCAUUCUUAAUGGUAGAAGAUAUGGUUUCUUCCAUUCUACUCGAGGCCUUAAACAAGGUGAUCCAUUAUCCCCAGCCCUAUUUAUUUUAGGUGCUGAGGUGUUAUCUAGAUCUCUAAAUAGACUCCACCAUCAUCCCCUAUAUCAUGGAUUCUAUAUGGAAACGAGAGGACCUCAGAUUAAUCAUUUAAGUUUUGCGGAUGACAUUAUAAUUUUCACUUCAGGGAGGAAGGAUUCUCUCAAGCUCAUCAUGCAGACUCUAGAUGCAUAUGAAAGAAUCUCGGGUCAACUCAUCAACAAAUCCAAGAGUCACUUUCUACUCCAUCCUAAUGCCUUCAGAACUACCUGUGAUAGAAUUAAAAGGUACACUGGGUUUCAUCAAAAAGAAGCUCCUACUAUAUAUCUUGGCUGUCCAAUCUUUAUUGGAAGGCCCAGGCUUAUUUACUUUUCUGACCUCAUCAACAAGAUUGUGAAUAAAAUUACUGGAUGGCAAUCUAAACUGCUAAGUUAUGGAGGCAAAGCCACCUUGAUUAAGCAUGUUCUACAAUCCAUGCCAAUUCAUAUUCUCUCGGCCAUUUCCCCCCCAUCUACUAUACUUAAACAAAUUCAAAGUAUCUUGGCUGAUUUCUUUUGGGGAUGGUGGGAAGACAAGAAAAAAUAUCAUUGGUCGUCUUGGAAAAAUCUCAGCUUUCCGUACGAUGAAGGGGGAAUUGGAGUUAGGCAAAUGAAAGAUGUUUGUCAAGCUUUUCAAUUCAAACAUUGGUGGGUCUUUAGAACCAAGCAAACUCUAUGGGGAGAUUUUCUAAGAGCAAAAUAUUGCCAAAGAUCAAAUCCCAUAAGCAAAAAAUGGGAUACGGGAGACUCUCAAGCCUGGAAGCUGCUUAUGAGGAACAAACAUACAGUGGAAAAUCAUAUUCAUUGGAAAAUUAGAAAUGGUUCUUGCUCAUUUUGGUGGGACAACUGGUUAGGAGUAGGUCCUUUGGCACAAUUCACUACUAUUAGCCAUAGAUUCGACAAUGAAACCAUAGCUGAUUUUAUGGCAAAUGGACAGUGGAAUGUAGACAAACUGAUUCAACUUGCUCCUCAAAACCAGCUGCAUACAAUUCUCUCAACUCAGAUACAGCUACAGCAUUCCAGUUCGGACCAGGCAGUCUGGAAACUCAAUUCGACUGGCCUCUUCACUGUCUCUUCUGCAUGGGAUAUUAUUCGAGAAAAAAGAACUAAAACCAAGAUUAACUCCUACACUUGGAGUCGUUACAUUCCCUUCAAAUGUUCCUUCUUGUUGUGGAGAACUAUUAGGGGUAAACUUCCCACCAACGAGAGGCUGGCCAGCUUUGGCAUUGAACCAAGGGAUUGCUAUUGUUGUCAUUCUCCAGGAUCUGAUACAAUUGAACAUAUCUUUAACACAGGGCAUUUGGCAAAAAUAGUGUGGAAGUUUUUUGCUAUUUCCCUGAGCAUACCUACUGAUUUCCUGCCUUUGAGAAGCAUGAUCAUGAGGUGGUGGGGUAUUCCGUAUCACAAUGAAGCCCACAGAAUUACUCUUCAAGCUACUCCAAUCUUUAUUUGUUGGAGUUUGUGGAAAAAUAGAUGUGCAAAGAAAUAUGGAGGUAAGCAAUCAAGCAUAGCAAGGGUCAAACACCUUGUAAUUCUGGACACUUUCAAGCUGCUGCACAGUAUAUUUCCCUACAUUUCUUGGCCUCUGAAUUGGAGCAGCCUGUGCAAGCUUCUGGAGAAGUGCAUCCACGACAGCAAAGUUACAGCAGUCCGUUGGAUUAAACCUCCUGAAAAAUGGGUUAAAUUGAACACCGAUGGGAGUGCAGUGAAUAACCCAGGCAACAUAGGAGCUGGUGGUAUUCUCAGGAAUCACAAGGGAGAACUCCUCUUUGCAUUCUCAGUCCCGUUAGGUGAAGGAACCAACAACCAAGCUGAGGUCGAGGCUGCAAUAUUUGGCCUAACAUGGUGUGUUCAAUUAAAUUAUAACAAGGUAAUUCUAGAGGUUGAUUCCCAACUGCUUGUGGACUGGUUUUUAAAUAAUAAAACAGUUCCUUGGCUCAUUUCCUCCCAAAUGCAAAGACUACAGCAACUAUCCCCCAAUUUCCUUCAUCUUAAAUGUAUCCAUACACUUCGAGAGACCAACUUUGUUGCAGACGUACUCUCCAAGAACAGUCAUAAGCUGACCAGCCCUCAAGUUUAUUUCAAUACGCAGCAACUCCCCAAACUCGCAACAGCAUAUCUUCAACAAGACAUUACAGGUAUGACUAGUUUCAGAAGAAGGAAAUUGAAGAGAAUUAAGGAACCACCUUAA
Molecule: messenger RNA, 4074 nt
Organism: Solanum tuberosum (potato)
Lineage: Eukaryota; Viridiplantae; Streptophyta; Magnoliopsida; Solanales; Solanaceae
Exons: 1
Coding region: 1-4074 (1357 amino acids)
Molecular function (GO): nucleic acid binding; RNA-DNA hybrid ribonuclease activity
Source: RefSeq, a predicted model, not a curated record